This is a messenger RNA of Chlamydomonas reinhardtii, 5939 nucleotides long. RefSeq lists its product as uncharacterized. Lineage: Eukaryota; Viridiplantae; Chlorophyta; Chlorophyceae; Chlamydomonadales; Chlamydomonadaceae. Bases 214 to 4926 code for a protein of 1570 amino acids. The record is from RefSeq and is a predicted model, not a curated record. The transcript has 4 exons.
CAAGAUAACUACAUAUUCUGUUGUGAUAUAGCCAACGACUUAGGGUUCGCGACGACUGGGAACGGUAUUCGCGCAAGAAGUAGCUUGUGCCCACGAGUCGAAACUCCAUCCCUCUGUAUUCUAGACUUUAUCAACACAGCAAAGCAUGUGUAACUAGCCAAUAUCGUGCUCGUUCGCGUGGCUUUGCGGGUCACGGACAGUGCUGCAGCGCCGAUGGACGCGACGUGCAGCCUGGGCAAUGCACCAAGUUGCCACGCGUCGCAGGGCUUCCCGCAAUCCCAGAAACGGGGCGAAACACUGCAUCCUGCUGGAUACUCACAGGCACAGUCGGCCGGACACGAGUGCCCACCGACUUGUGCCGCGCUACAGUACCGGUCACAACAACUAGGGCCCAGCGGCAGCGACGAGCACAGCUUGGACGCCACCUCGUAUCAUGUGCCAAAUUCGCCAUCGUCACGCCCGAGCUCGAACUGCGGCACUGCGGCCGCGUGCCCCGACGCGUCGCUGGAGGUUGCCAAGGCGGCCAAGGGCGCCAGCAUAUGCAGCCCGCGCCAAAGCGCGAGCCAGCUCGUUGCGCACACCAUCACUGCCGCCGCGGCCGCAACAAGGGAGCUGCCCAACAGCCCAUCGCCAAACAGCGCCUCAGAGCCGCUGGUCCACCUGCACAUACAAUCACCGCCGCCUGCCGCCACCGCGGCCACGCACCACAGCACCCAUGGCUCGCCAACUCCCUGGCCCCAGCAGCACACGUGGGCAGCCACAGCUAACGCUGAUACGGCCACCGCCGCGCCCAUCCUGGGCCCUCACCAUGGCCAGGACCAGGUCCAGCGCCGCCGCAGCGGCGUCGCCGUGGCGGCCGUCCUCGCCGCUGUGCCUGGCCCAGGCCUCGCUUCCUCGCGGGUAGCUCCUGCUGCACUCGCGCAGGCGUACCUCCAAUCGCACCUCCACCAACAGUUCGUCGCCCUGCCAGCUGGCCGGCAGUUCGCUCCCGCUGCUGUAACCACGGGUGCGGACUGCAGCGACCCCAUGCACACCGACUCGACCGACGAGGGCACAGGGUGCAGCGGCGUGGCGCCGCCGCACGCCGCCGCCGCCGCCGCCACCUGCGAAGCAGCAACAGCGGCGCCAGCCGCCGCUGCUGAGGCGCCUGCCGCUGCCAACGCUGAAGCCACAGCUGCAGCCGCAGGCGCGCUGGACGCGGACACUGCCGGAGCUUUGUUCCGAGUGAACAGCCUCGCCAUGUCUGACCCUGAGGUGGACCUACUAGAUGCCCUGCUCAAGGGCAGCAGCGAUGACGCCGACGACGUUGAGACCGACGGCGGCACCGGGGCGGUGGGUGGCGGCUGUCUUGGCGCUGAGGGCGCCGGUGUCGGCGGCGUCGAGGGCGCUGGCUCGGGCCCUGUGGGCGCCUUUGGCAGCGCGCGGGCGGUGCGGCCAACCUCAUUCGGCGGCGCCAUCGGACCAUUUGCGGAGGCGUCACUGCAGCCCACGCUGUCUGAUUACAGCGGCCGCGCCUCCCCUGGGGAGCUCGAGGACGACGCUGUGCUCCUAGCCGGCCUGGAAGCGGCGGCAGACCAGCUGGAGGCGGACAGUGCUGUUGCGGCGGCGGCUGCCGCAGCUGCAGUCGCCGCAGCGGGGGCGCCAGCACCCGAUGGCAUGGGCCGCAGCAUGGGCGCAGCCGGCGGUGGCGAGGGCGCCGCGGCGGCGGCGCAGCUGCCUCAUGCGCACCUGCAGGCGCUGCACCACCAGCCUCACCUGCUCAACGCCUACAGCGAGCCACUGCCCUUCUCCGCACCGCUGCCGCACCACCUGGCACUGCACCCCAACGCGCCGGGCAGCCUCGCGCCGGGGCCUGCCGCGGCGCCGGUUCCUGCCACCGCCGCGCCUGCCGCCGCUGCGCCGCUAUCGUUCGCCGCCGCAUCGCCUGGCCACGCCAUGUCGCCUGGCCCCGUGCCGCCCGCGCCGCGCAUGAUGAGGCCGCACGCCGCUGCCCUGAACACCGCUGCCGCCUCGCCGCCAGCGCCCUCGCCGGGCUCGCCUUGCAUGGGCGGCGCCACUGUGGGCAGCAGCAGUCCGCCGCACCUGCAGCACCAGUCCAGCGCGCAUGCGCGCAUGCCGCACCGACUCUCCCGCACCGUAGCCAUUGUGGAGGAGCACGGCUUGCUGCCGCCCGCACACUCGGCACCGGCGGCUAACGGCGGCAAUCCCCACCCGCCGCCGCCGAUGCCCGCGACUGGCGCGGUGUCGUCUGGCGGCGCCUGCUCGCCCAUGCACGUGGAUGUGGGCGCAAGCAUGGAGCCGCGUGUCGGCAGCUGUCACUCGUUCGGUGCCUGCGGCGGCAGCUCCGGCGGCGGCGGCGGCACACAGUGUGGCGGCGGCAGCGGCAGCACGGCUCGGGCGACAGCGGCGCAUGCAGGCUGCGACCAUCACAGCUCGGGCGGCGGCGGCGGCCACGGGGGCAGCACAAGCGGUGCUGAUGGUGGCGCCACCAGCGCUGACGACGCGGGGCCGCACCUGCAAGCUCUGCAGGCCGCCCGCGCACCCGGACAGCACGCGAGCCCCUUUGACAUCAGAGGCAAGCGCGUGCGCCUGCAGGAUGCACCUGCACCCACGUCGUUGGCCCCUGGGCCAGCACCACCGCCGCCCACUGCGGCCGCCCUCGGCGCCGCCGCUGCAGCCAAGGGAUUCGGCCGGCCUAGCAGCCCCAGCAGCCACAGCCAUAGCAUCGGCGACCCGAUGAGCAUCAGCACGGCGGCGGCCGACCCAUCUGGCGGCGGCUACCCGCAUCCGCACCAGACCUACGCGCCGUACCACCCGGCGUACGGCAUGUACCCGCCGCCCGGCCCGUACGGCAUGCCAUACGACCCCUACUACCCGUACGGCUACCCACACCCGCACCACCAUCCCGGCUAUCCCGAGACCGCGCCGCCCCCACAUGGCGCAUCUGACCCGUACGGGGGCCACCACCACCCCGCUGGAGCCCCAUACGACAUGGCGGCGGCGGCGGGUGGGCCUCGCGCGCCCAUGCACUACCCUGGCUUCAUGGUUCCCCGCCAGCGGCUGUACCGGCGCUUUAUGUCGGGCCUGCGCGGCCGCGACGCCGCGGUGCCGCCCGAGCUCACGGCCUCAGGGGCCCUGCCGGCGGCCGCGCACGCGCCUGCAGGCGCCGCAGAGGGCGCUGCCAGUGCGGGCGCGGGCGGCAGCGGCCCCUGGCUGAUGUCAAUGGGCUCGGCGCCGGUGUCGUCGGCCGCUGCAAGCGCGGCAGUGGCGGCGGCAGACGUGGCCGCUGCGGGGCAGCUGUCCAACCAGCGUGGCGAUGCGGCUCGCUUGCGUGCCGCCAGCGCCGCUGGUGUGAGCAAGGAGGCAUCAGGUCUGGCGGCAACUGAGGCUGACGGCAUGCAGGCUGCGCGCGAGUGCCACGACAUUUUUGCGGGCGAUGAUGUGGCGCUGCCGCUGCCGCGCUCCACCGUGGACGGCAUCCGCCAGGAGCUGCGCGCAGUGACUCAAGAGCUCAUCCAGCGCCGCAUGGGAGCUGCGGCCGCGGUGGUGGCAUGCGGGGGCACUGCCGUCCCAGAAGGACCCGCGGCUGGCGCCACACAGGGCCCCUUUCUGCAGCCACGGACCUCGCUGCCUGUGUUGGAGGCAACAUCCAGCGUUCCCAGCCGGCCGCCUGGCGCGCCCAUGCAGCUCGGCAGCGCCUCGUGUGUGUCGGCACCGCCGGGCCACAGCGGCCACCCCCACACAUCGGUCCUGCAUAAGCGGCCCUCCACUGGGCCAGACGGCAGCUCCACCUUCUCGCCGCCGCGCAUCCGGCCGGCACCAUCUGCACCCGCAGCCAACGUCUUUGCCGCGGCUUUCGGCCAUGCCGGCGCCGCAGCGCCGCUGCCAAUAAGUGGGCCUGACGCGGGCGUGAGCAGGAGCAAUGGCGGUGCCGGCACCUGCAGCACAGCGGUGCCUGCCUCGAUGAAGCCGCCCCUGCUGUACGCGUCUGACUUGUGCGGUGCCUCGCAGCCGCCCGUGGGCAGCCCGCCUGCCAUGCGCCAGCUCUUCCCGGGACCAGCCGGUCCGGGCGCUCCGGCCUUUGGCAUGCGGCCCAGCUCUGCCUCCGCGCCGCUAGCGGGGCCGCGGCCAACCAUGUCGGGCUCCACUGCGUCAGUGUGCCAUAGCGCCUCGGGCGCGCACCCGCUGCCCCCCAUGCCGACGGUGGCGGCGCAACGUAUGGAGGAGGGGCGGUCUGCACACCAACAGCCGCAGCAGGUGCAGGCACAGGCAGCUCAGUCGCAGCACCCGCACCUGCAGCAGCUGCAGCGCCCGCAGUCACACCCACACCAGCAGCACCAGCUGCAGCCGCAGCAGCACGUGACGCACCUGCCCCAGGGCAGCAGUGCGGCGGCGCCGAUGGCAAACCGCGGUGCCUACCAGGUCGGCCAGCAAGGCAGCGUGGCUGCGGAGGCAGAGGGCGAGGUGGAGGGUGGCGAGGAGGUGCACGGCCCUGACACGGCGACGGCCAUGUGGAUACACAGGAACAGCACAACCAACGGCGGCACAUCGGCAGGCGGCGGCGUCGGCGGCUCGUCGGCCGCGGUGACCGGCGCAGCGCAGCCGCCUAGCGCCCGAGUAGCAGCAGCAGGACCGGGGCCAGGGGCGCCGCCGGCGGCAGGCUACUAUCCGCCGCCGCCAGGACCGUACGAUUAUCACGGCUACGGUGCAUACUACCCGCCACCGCCGCAUGCCGUGUAUGGCUCGCGCCCCGGGUACGGUAUGUACCCGCCGCCGACGUACGGCGUGCCGCCGCCAGGAAGCUACCGUGGCGGCAUGUACGGGAUGCACCCACCACCGCCGACCUACGGCCCCACUGCAUGGCCUGACUAUUGCAUGCCGCUACCUGGCUCAGGCGCUCCGCCCCCAGGAGCACCCAGGUCCUAGGCGUGAGCAGAGAUACCACAGCCUGAUCAAGGCCUGCAUUGCUUGGCAGCCGCUGCGGCAGGGAAUGGCUCACAGAAUGCACGUGCGCAUGACUUCUUUGAUGUACUUCGACUAGUGCUUGAUUCGAUAGGGAAGCCGAUUGAUUGCGCAAGCUGGCUGCACAUAAAUACUAUUGAUGCACACUGAGGGGACCUGUGGCAUGUAGAAAGUAGGGACUAGGAAGCUCUUAGGCAUCUCGGCAUAGCCGAGUAUCUUGCUCCAUUCGCACCACCCUAGCACAUAUUUCCUGGUUGCUGUCGUGAUCGAGGCUCUCUUCUUGGUGUAUUUCAACAUUGUGCACUGCUGCCACCUACAGCAGCGCGUGGCACUGGGCGGCCAUGUCCUCUCCUACCUCUCAUUGCCCAUCGCCGCAAGGUCUUGCGUUCGAGUGCAUCGAUCUAGUUUCUUGAAUAGCAAGCAGCAUUUAUUGCCUAGCAAGGUCCCUACACUGGCAUGCAAGGAAAGGAACUAUUCGGAUAGAGCACGCUAGGCAUGAUGUAUAUGCUCGGAGUUUUGGCGGAUCCUAACGCCGCGUCCUAUUCUUUGACUUGACCUGGACCGUUGAUAUGCUGGCCGCGGCUCUCUAUCAUAUGCACUGUUGUCACUUAACGUGCAUGAGCGGGAGUGAGGGCUGGCGUUGUACACUUGGGGGUGUUCGCAUGGAUUACACGCUGUGUUCGGGGGACACGCAGUGCUGCACCUGUGGCGUGACGCAGGCAGUUUACUCUAUGCCGCAACGGUCUGUAUGCAGGAGGGGCCGCAGUUGACACUAUGCUGCAAGCCUGCAACUGAUGCGUCUCUAGUUACUUGCAGAGGUGGUUUCGUGGGCUGUGGAAAUGCGUGCAGCGCGCUGUGCCAGCUGCUGGGAGAAGCAGCGGCGGCGGGAGUGUGCAUGACUGCAGGCGUCACGGGCUGCUGUAAGGUCCGGUGCGCACCAGCCGCAUCUCUCUGGUUCACCAAAGACACGCAAAUCG